AGGGAUCGGCGCUCGGAAGAUCUCGCGUUGUUACGGAAAGCUCGCGAUAGGGAAAAAGUGCAAACAUAAGCACUAAAAAGUGCAAGGCGAGGCAGCGGUCAGCGAAACGCACGUAACCAAUCAUAGAACAUAUUACCUUAUAUGUACUGUCUAAAAAUAAGCAUAAGCAUCUAUAGUAUAUAAGACUAAUGCACUAAUAAUAAAUUGGCUUUUGUUGCAUCCACCACGUUGGUGCCUGUGCUUCAUUGCCCCUGGGACGGGAUGUCCUUGACCGAAGCCCUCCGGUGUUAGAACUCGGUUGCGAGAAGCAACAAGUGGUGGCCCGUGUGAGGAGGCGUACGCCGGCCGAGAACCGGAGCAGCUAUCGGUGGACCGCGGGCGGUCGAAGGGGGAUCCGGAUCCAUGGAAGGGGUGAGUCAGAUUCUCAUCCAGUUAGCUCGAGACGGAAAGCUUUCAGUGAAAGCGAAAGAUAUACAAGCGUGUCUCGAGUGGCUCCUGAAAGAUGGAGCGAUAACCUAUCCGCGGGAUAUUUUUGGCCCGGAAGGAUGGGGGGCAUGCACGCAAGCGCUGGCGGAGCAUGCGAUGGCUACCAAAUCAGCCAAACAUCUGAAAGUGUGGGGCACAAUCUUGCAGCUGCUGAAGCGGGGUAUGGAGGAAAAGGAGACUAUGUGGGCGGCACGCAAGGCACUGGGGUUGGACUGCUACGGUCGCCUCCCGUUCACUGAGGAGCAGGAAACACAAGUAGAAAAAGGUGAAUUAGAAAUAGAGCCAAAACAGGAAGGCUCGGACUCUGAAAUUCUAACAGCACAAGAGGAAAAAGGGGAAGAAAAGCAAGUGCAGGAAGAGAUAAUGGCUCGUGUGUGCUUGACUUGUGGGAUUAUGAAACCAAUGUCUGAAGGGUCGUGUCUGGGAUGUAUAAAGAAAGCAUAUCCGGUAACUGGAAAGAGGUUGAACCCUCCGCAGUACCCCUGGGACGAUUUGCGGGAGGCAGAGCGUAAAGCACGGUCCACGCAGCCUGCUCCCUCGCCAGCUCCGUUGCCAUCCGCGCCACCACAGUUUGUGGACCCAGAGGAAUGGUUGCCUGGGCUAGCAAUGAAAGCCCCGGAGGAUCCGUUGGAGAUGGCAGCAGAAAUAGCCAGUCCGGAAGCUGGACGAGGAGCAGAUAGGCAAAGAUGGCGCGAGAGGGAAGUGCUGCGCCCAGAAAAGGGGAACCAGUGGCGGGCCCCUGAUAAGCAUCCUGACAUUGCAGAGGAGGUUGAGGAGCUCUCCGAGCAGCUUGCGGCUGCGUGGGGGACAGAAGAGGGGGGAGACGCGGCAGCGGUCGGAAGCCGGAAACCGGGUCGGGAGCCUGGUCGGCUUGGGGGGACCUCUCGGGCCGGGAAGGCGCAAGUUAAUGACCACCAAGUGCAGAUGAACCUGCAGCAGUUACAGCAAUUAGUUAAUGAAAUAACUGCAGAGGUAGAAAAGCAAAAGCGUCUGCUUCGAACCCGGUCUCCUGUACCACCCUCCCAAACAGAACCAUCCGGGAUAAAAUUCACUGAUUGGCGACUUAUAGCAGAUGAGUGCAUAUUGGGGGGUCUGACUUUGCGACCCAUUGCUACCGCUUAUCCUGUAAAGGCAGUAGCCGGGGGGGGAGUGGAAUGGGUGGCCCUAGAGCCCAAAGCCGUACAGCACCUCGCGGCUACCAUAGAGGCUAAAGGAUUGGGCCAUCCCCUCACAUUGACAUUGUUAGAUAGCAUUCAUGCUGGGGGACUUUUGCCGUAGGACUUACGCAAUCUGGGAAAAAUGGUGCUGAAGCCCACUGCCUUUCUGAUGUGGAAGGACAGUUGGACUCAGCGACUAAGAGAGGAACUAACCCAUGCGUGCAGAUCAAUAUUUCCACAGGUACCAAAGUAGUGAAAGAAGCAGACGACCAGCAGAAUGACGUGUGAAGAAGCACAGUGGAUCACCGGCUGUAGCUACUUUGUUGUCUGUAUGGUGAAUAUUGCCUUGCCAAAAAGACAAGGUGUUGCUGUGUAAAUACUAAUGCCUAGCUAAUUACGCACUGCAGGAAAAGGAAUUGCUUUAUCUCUAUUAGCCUGCCGCACCAGCAAAAAUGUAUCUUAAUCUGUUUAGAAGCUUAUAUUUCGUGAGCAUAAUGACUAUCGUAGCUAUAUAUGUUCCACCUCAACCUAAGACUAACAUUUGGGUUACUCUAGCUAAUCUUACAAAUCAGGAAUCCAUUUGCCUUGCUCUUUCGUCACCUGGUAACCCUUUCUCCACAUGCCUUGUAGGUUUGCCGACAGAUGUCUGGCCUUGUCCACUCCUGCCGUACUUUUGUGUUCUUCAUGGCGACAAACCGUAUUGUUCAAACAGCACUCCCGCAUGCAAUGCUAAUAAGCCAAAUAGAGUAGUUGAGCUAUGGGAUUUUUGGGUGCCAUAUCUCCCCGUUGCUCCUGCCGAGCCUCAAGAAUUAGAACUGUUAGGAUCUGUAAAAAUGGACAGUUGUUUAUACUUUAAAUGGACCAAUGAAAAGGUAAAGAACAUUAGUGCAACAGUUGUGAAUUCAAGCCUUCCAGUUUAUAGGAAUGCAUCUGAGUGGUGCCAAUAUACUGCCAAGCAACACUCACGAUCCUCUGAUCAUCCUUUCUCUUUGCCUAGCGGCCUAUUUUUGAUUUGUGGUGAUCGAGCUUGGCCAGGUAUUCCCUCAAAACUUAGAGGAGGUCCUUGCUCGAUAGGUAGAUUGUCCUUAUUGACACCCAACACAUCCAUGAUUCUAAACAUGUCCAGGUAUUACUCCAGUAGGCGAAUGCGACGCAGUGUACACAGUUUUAAUAGCAAAUGCCAGGAUAAUGUAAAGUUUUGGUCACCAGGAGAAAUUAUUGCAGCCUCCUUUUUAGCUCCAGGCGUUGCAUCAGCCGGAGCGCUGGCACAGCUUAACAAGCUAGGUUGUUGGUUAGCUAAACAAACUAAUGCCACGUCGCGAGCUAUAAGUGAUUUGUUAAUUGAUGUAGAUUCUGUAAGACAUGCCACUCUUCAAAAUAGAGCUGCCAUUGAUUUUCUCUUAUUAGCCCAAGGCCAUGGUUGUGAAGAAUUUGAAGCGAUUACAGUCUGCCUUAAGUGUCCGCGUCUCAGCUGCCUCAUCCGGCGUCCAACAACAGCGUGAAACACUUCAACAACAACUGCAUCAAACUGAGCACCGCUUCCUGCCUAUCACGACAUCUUAAGUCAUGGGGAGGGGGAGAUGUAGGGAUCGGCGCUCGGAAGAUCUCGCGUUGUUACGGAAAGCUCGCGAUAGGGAAAAAGUGCAAACAUAAGCACUAAAAAGUGCAAGGCGAGGCAGCGGUCAGCGAAACGCACGUAACCAAUCAUAGAACAUAUUACCUUAUAUGUACUGUCUAAAAAUAAGCAUAAGCAUCUAUAGUAUAUAAGACUAAUGCACUAAUAAUAAAUUGGCUUUUGUUGCAUCCA
Molecule: messenger RNA, 3450 nt
Organism: Catharus ustulatus (Swainson's thrush)
Lineage: Eukaryota; Metazoa; Chordata; Aves; Passeriformes; Turdidae
Exons: 2
Coding region: 403-1764 (453 amino acids)
Biological process (GO): viral process
Source: RefSeq, a predicted model, not a curated record